UAAGAUAUCUUAAGAUAGGUAGAUAUCUUACUAGCUUAGUCCGUGCACGUCCGUGACCCAUGUACUUCAUAUAGGGAAUCUGAUUCUGAUAACAAACAAUAAAUGAAUAAAAUCGUGAAUCUAUUUUUAUAAUUUUAUAUUUCCGCUUUGUAAUUAUUUGUGUCAUCAUACAACAUAUUCUAUGGUAUCAUCAAUUUAAUUGAAGUCAGAAGUUUGUACAAUUUGCUAUAGCCACGUAUCUUGCCAUUAGAUCAUUAACCAAAUAUGUCGGUAUUUAUUUCGUCAGUCAGUCGACACUUGCCACUUGGACAGUCUCCUGAAAAGUGCAUCUAAAGUUAUUAUAGGUUCUUUCUAUGGUCAAAUCGCACACGGCAUAAUAAUAAGAUUUCAUCAAUAGCCGUACUCCGAGUUGCAGUUCUAGUUCAACAAUAACAACACAGCAUAAUAUAGUAAUUGUUAUUGAUCACUAAUAUGUCCAAAUCAAAGGAAGACGAGGUCAGAAUUCCGGACGUGAUUAUUGACAAUAAGAACAACAAAAAGUAUCAGAAAUGCAGCUUUCUAGGAAAGGGUGGUUUUGCAAAAUGUUAUGAAAUUAUUGAUAUGAAAACCAAGGAGGUAUUUGCAGGAAAAAUUGUGUCUAAAAAAUACCUUUUGAGACAUAAUCAAAAAGAUAAAAUGACUCAAGAAAUAUUUAUUCACAAGAUUUUGAAAAACAAAAAUAUUGUUUCUUUUCAUAGUUUUUUUGAGGAUAAUGAUUUUGUUUAUAUUAUCUUGGAACUUUGUCGAAAAAGAUCUAUGAUGGAGCUUCAUAAGAGAAGGAAAAUACUUACUGAACCUGAAACUCGUUACUAUGUGUAUCAAAUUCUUGAAGGCACAUUAUAUCUACAUCAACAAAACAUUAUUCAUCGGGAUCUAAAAUUAGGAAAUUUAUUCUUAAACGAUGAAAUGGAGGUUAAAAUAGGGGAUUUGGGUUUAGCUGCUAAAAUUGAAUAUGAUGGACAACGUAAAAAAACAUUAUGUGGUACUCCAAACUAUAUUGCUCCAGAGAUUCUUAAAAAAACUGGUCAUAGUUUUGAAGUGGAUGUAUGGUCUAUUGGGUGUAUUAUGUAUACACUGUUAGUUGGAAAACCACCAUUUGAAACAAACUCUUUGAAAGAAACAUAUGCUCGAAUUACGCGAUGUGAUUAUAACAUACCAUCUCAUUUAAAUAAGAAUGCCAGUACUCUUAUUGAAAAAAUGCUUCAAUUUGACCCUAAAAAACGUCCUUUAGUUUCUGAAAUAAUGAAAGCUGACUUCUUUACAACUGGUUAUAUGCCUAAGAAGUUGCCACCAUCUUGCCUAACUAUGGCUCCUCGUUUUGAUUCUAUUAAAUAUAGAGAAUCAAUUUCUAAUCGUAGACCACUAAUUGAACUGAAUAGUCCAAAAAAUAUUGUUAUUAAAACUGCUUCAAAACCUCAAGACCCAGAUUUUAAACCCUUAGUAUUAAAUUUACCAAGCAGACCUGGAAAUGGUGUAUCUGCAAUUGAUUGUAAAGAAUACAUGAUUUCUCUUGAAAAAGAAUUGAGAAAUGUAUUAAAGAGUAAAUCAUCUAAAACUAGAAUGAGAAAUAUGGAAGAAACUACUGAUCCUGUUGCUCAACCUUUAAUUUGGGUUAGUAAAUGGGUAGACUAUUCUGAUAAGUAUGGAUUUGGUUAUGAAUUAUCUGAUGACUGUGUGGGUGUCAUGUUUAACGAUUUUACUCGAAUUGUACUAUUGGCAAAUUUAAAGGAUGUUCACUACAUAGAAAAAAAUGGCUCUGAACAAUACUAUACUAUUGAUCAUACACCUCCUACACUAGAAAAGAAAAUGAAAUUGUUGAUGUACUUUAGGCGGUACAUGAAUGAUCAUCUUGUUAAAGCUGGAGCAGAUAUAUUAGCUAAAGAUGCAGAUCAAUUAAGUCGUACUCCAUAUUUGUAUCAAUGGUAUAGAUCUACUUCAUCAGUUAUUUUGCAACUCACGAAUGGGACUCUACAAAUAAACUUCACAGAUCAUACAAAAGUCAUAUUGUGUCCACUAAUGAAUGCUGUGACCUUUGUCGAAGAAAAUAUUUUUCGUACAUACCGGUUUAAUACAAUUGCAGAACAUGGCUGUACUCCUGAAUUUGAAAAGUGCUUAGUAUAUGCUCACAAAAAAAUUAUUUCUAUUUUGAAAGAUAACCAAUAAUAAUUUAGAAGUAUAUAUUUUUUGAAAUUUAAAGUAAUAUUUAUGUUUGAAAUUUAUAAGUUAAAUUUCAAAGGCUUUCUAUAGAUUGUAAAUAAUUUUUGUUAUAAGAUGUAUUAUACUAUAAUUUCUAAUUAUUAAAUACUAAAUUCAUAUUUCUUUAACAAUAAUUUUGUUUUUGUUAAAACUUAAUAACACUAUGUUUUCAAAAGAUAUGAAAAAAAAAUUAUUCAAAAGUUAAUAUUAAUAUUGCAACAUAGAAUCAAAGAUAUUUUUUAGAAUUAAUUGUAAUAAUCAAGUCUCACAUAGGGUAUUAAUGUCUUGAAAAUUAAUUUUAUAAGUUAUGAUUUAUUCUUAUGUAUAAACUAUAAAAAAAAAAAAAGUACUAAAUAGUUUUAGGUUUUUGUUUAUGAGUUAUGACUAGUCCUUAUAUAUUUUUCCCUUAUUUGUUAUUGUAAAUAUUAUUUUUAUUUCAAAUCAAUAAAUUACAUUUGGAAAAAGAA
Molecule: messenger RNA, 2702 nt
Organism: Rhopalosiphum padi (bird cherry-oat aphid)
Lineage: Eukaryota; Metazoa; Arthropoda; Insecta; Hemiptera; Aphididae
Product: serine/threonine-protein kinase PLK1-like
Exons: 10
Coding region: 472-2202 (576 amino acids)
Biological process (GO): regulation of cytokinesis; protein phosphorylation; mitotic cell cycle
Cellular component (GO): cytoplasm; spindle pole; nucleus
Molecular function (GO): protein serine/threonine kinase activity; ATP binding; protein binding
Source: RefSeq, a predicted model, not a curated record